Coregonus sp. 'balchen' is the source of this 2978-nucleotide messenger RNA. Lineage: Eukaryota; Metazoa; Chordata; Actinopteri; Salmoniformes; Salmonidae. The record is from the annotation of a GenBank genome assembly.
UCUCUUCUCUCUCCCUCUAUCUCUCUACACUUUAUUUCUUUCUCUGUGUUUUUUCUCCUAUCCUUUGUCUUUCACUUUUCCCUUUCUGUUUCUAUUUGUUCUGGCAUUCAGACUGAGGCUUUUCAGGCUAUUCAGGCCUGGGAGUUUUAGCAGUGAGGGAAAUCUCAGAGCAUCCUUUAGCAUCGUCCACCAGCAUUUUGGCUUUCUUUGACUUGGGGCCUUUUCUAAAGGGCUGUCCUAAAGUAGCGUGCAGGCCUUUGGCUUUUUCUUGUGCUGUUUUUUUCUUCAUACGUGGCAUUAGUAACAGCCCGUCAAGAAAAUGCCACGUUCCUUUUUGGUGAAGCAACUGAAGGUCCACGAUUUCUCCUCCUCCAAUCAUCAUCAUCAGCAUCAGUAUCACAACGACGGAUCGUACCCACUCACACGUGCCAUCACCGAGUCCGCCACCAACUUCGCCACCAACUUGGCGGUCCGUUUGAGUGAAAAUGGUGAGUCGAGAUUACUUAAAAUUCUGUCUACACAUUGCAAACAAAAAGUGAAUUUUCAUCAUUAAUUUGCUUGUUGUAUAUAGAUUAGAGUUGUAGGAUUUCGAUUAUUUUUUUGUUGCUAUAGUGUAUUUGUUCAGGAAAGGAAAAAUCACAAAAACAUUUGUUUUAAAAAUUACUUUUAUUUUUAAAAAAUAUUCAGUAAACGGACCAAACUCUUGAUCCAUGUUUUGUCUUCUGCCAUGAAGCCUGUGAUGUUGUGUUUGCUAUUCAAUCCCCUUAUCAUCACCAACCCCCCUCCAUCUCUCCAUCCCUCCAUUCCAUCUGAUCUUACAGGAUGCUAGAUACCCACAGGGGGUCGAAUUGCAGCAAUUAAAUCCCUCUCUCUAAAAUCCAUUGACAAAAUACACAUUUUCUCUGAUGAAUUGACAAAACUCAAUGUUAAAUGGUGAAAAAGAGCAUUCAUUAGAAAAUAUUACCUUAAAUGUAAAAGGGCAACAUGCUUUAUGUAACAUCAUUUGUUUAUGAUGUCACAGAAUGGGAUACAAAAAACAAGAGAGGAGUACAACCAACUUUAGAUGUACAUCAGGUUUUGUCAACUGACACUGUGAUUUCAGGGCAAAACACUUCCAUAGAAAUGUGUGGUGUGUUGUUGUUAGUGGAAUGUCCUUCAUAACCACAGAGCUUUGGCUCGCCAGAUCAUCUGUCCCCAGAUUUAGGAUGCCAGCUGUCUAGUUCCCUUUGUGUUGCAGGGGGGAGCACAAUAUAGUGCGCACUGCUGUCAAGAUCAGACUAUAGCCCCCCCUCUCCAUCCCCAUCCCCAAAUCACACUGCACCUGUCAUUCAAUCUCUCUAUUACCAUACUCACAGGCACUUUCAACACGCCACAGAUGGAGAAUGAUCUGAUUAAAAUGAUUUAGCGCUUUGGGGGAUUUCUCUACUUAGACAUUCUGUUUUGUUUUGGCCCAGAUUUAGAUAUGGUGGCAUUGGAUGGGAAGGUGACAGGUGGAUCGGUUGUGGAGGACUAACAAGUGUGUUUCAUUUUAUGACUGUUGUGUCUCUGUCAGUGCAUAGAACUUGUGUUUCGUCUGUGAUGGUGUUUUUGAUGUAGCUAGCAAUGAUAGUCCUUAGAUUAAUCCCAAAUGGCACCCUAUUCCCUAUGGGCCCUGGUCAAAAGUAGUGCACUAUAUAGGGAAUAGGGUGCCAUUUAGGAUAAAGCCCUUGUUUGGAGCCGGAUGAGUUACUGAUCACUGCAAAACGGUGCACUGAAGAGUCAUUCAUAUUUAAUUUGCAAAGUUUGCUGAACCAAGCACUUGCGAUUGGUUUCCUGUAUACAGUUUCAUAUUGAUCCGCAACGUAUGGAAGAUCCAGCCCACUGGGCACACACUGGUUGAGUCAACGUCGUUUCCACGUCAUUUCAAUGAAAUUAUGUUGAACAAACGUGGAAUAGAUGUUGAAUCGACGUCUGUGCCCAGUGGGAGAUCAGCAGAUUUUUACUCAAUGGCUAAACAAUAAAACUUUUUUUUUUAAAUAUGCUUUCAACUGGAAUCAGAAAGAUUGCUGGAAUCAUAAAACCAUAGCAUUCUCGACCCUAAAACAUAUUUUGUAAAAAAUGAUUUAGUAAAAGUCCUUUAUUUAUUCCAGAUCUUUCUCUUCCAACCCACUACAGGCUACAUCCAGGAUUAUGUCAUCCCCUCAAUAUGCCAGAGCACAAAGGAGCUGGGGACCGGGCUCUCUGUGGGGCCCCUGUACUCCCCGGGGAGCACGGGGGGCAGCGGGGGGGAGGACUACUCCGACCAUGACAUGGAGCAGCCCGACAGCCCCCACUCGAGUGUCACCACCGAGUCGGAUAGUAGCAUCUACUACCCGGUGGACGCCUUCCUCAUCUCCGACGGCCGCUCUCGGAAAAGGGCCAACCACAGGCACCAACACAAGGAAGGUGAGGAGAGAGAUAGCAGUACAGAAGCAGGCUCCACAGGAGCCACAGGGGCCAAAGCUGCCAAAGGGAAGUCUGGGAAAUCCAAGGGACCGGGCCGCCACACGUGUGGCGAAUGUGGCAAGACCUACGCCACCUCGUCCAACCUGAGCCGCCACAAGCAGACGCACCGCAGCCUGGACGGCCAGCAGGCCAGGAAGUGCCCCACUUGCCACAAGGCCUAUGUGUCCAUGCCGGCACUGGCCAUGCACAUGCUCACCCACGACCUGCAGCACGACUGCAGUGUGUGCGGCAAGGCGUUCAGCCGACCGUGGCUGCUGCAGGGUCACAUGCGCUCGCACACGGGUGAAAAGCCAUUUGCUUGCGCCCACUGCGGCAAAGCAUUUGCGGACCGCUCCAACCUGCGUGCCCACAUGCAGACACACUCAGCCUUCAAGCACUACGAGUGCAAGCGCUGCGGCAAGAGCUUUGUGCUCAAGUCCUAUCUGAACAAGCAUUAUGAGUCGGCCUGCUUCAAGGGCUCUGGAGACGAAGAGGACUGCUGCUCUGAGGACUGA